CACGGAUGGAAUGACAAAACUCUUCCUCUAAAUCCUCCUCAACUCGACUUCCUCCAUGUUCAGUCGACUCAACCUGCUAGUCCGUCAUAUUGCUCGCCCGGCUGUCGCUACGAACUACGCAGCUCCGACCUCGUCCCUGGCAUUACCAGCUUCCUCCGUCUUGUCUCCGCGCCCUCCUUCAACGCUCUCCACGAUGGCGUCCGCAGUGAAUCCAAGUCCCAAGCUGAUACAUACGGCGGCUUGUUUGAUCAUCGGUGAUGAAGUCCUUGGCGGUAAGACGGUCGACACCAAUUCCGCAUUCUUCGCCAAAUGGUGUUUCUCUCUCGGAAUCCAGUUAAAACGCGUUGAGGUGAUAGCCGACGACGAAGACGAGAUCGUUGAAGCCGUCAAACGGAUGAGCAAUCGCUAUGACUUUGUUGUAACCAGCGGAGGCAUUGGACCAACUCACGAUGACAUAACCUACCAAUCUAUCGCCAGAGCGUUCAACCUAGAAUUAAAACUGCACCAGCCGGCCUUCGAGCGCAUGAAGCGUCUCUCGAAACCUCACCCGCUCCAACCCAAAUUCGACUGGAACACGCCCUCACCAGAUCUCACCGCGAAACUGCGCAUGGUGGAGCUCCCAUAUGACCCGAAGCGAACGGACGCUGAACAGGCCCUCUUCGUCGCUGACUCCCUGUGGGUACCUAUCGCCGUCGUCAACGGUAACGUGCACAUUCUCCCCGGUGUACCGCGCUUGUUUGAGUCCUUGCUGGAGAAUCUCAAGCCGCUUUUGGUUCCGCGUCUGGCCAACCCCGAGGGAAGAGGUAUCUACCGGUUCCUCAUCAGCACGCCAUUGCCUGAAAGUGCAGUGGCUCCGCAUCUGACGGAGCUAGCGAUGCAAGCAGCACCGUACGACGUUAAGAUCGGUAGUUAUCCGCGGUGGGGGAAGAAGCGGAAUACUGUGACUCUCGUUGGACCUAACAAGGAAUACAUGGAGUCUUUAGUCCCGAUUGUCGAGGCCCGAACUCAGGGGAAAAGGGUUUCCGCAGAGGAUGAGCUUGAUUCUGAUGUCGAGGGAAGCAAAUGAAUGUGAAUCUCGAGUAACGCUAACAGGAUACCAUCUUGUCUGUUUUAAGAGUAUUUUAGAGCUCUGUAUAUAUAUGCUGCUUUUUUGGAGCAGAUCUGAGCUGGGCUGGUCACUGUAUGUGGUGGGUACAAUAUAAAUAGUCCUAAUAGAAUAUGCCAUACUGGGGGUUCACC
Molecule: messenger RNA, 1239 nt
Organism: Monascus purpureus
Lineage: Eukaryota; Fungi; Ascomycota; Eurotiomycetes; Eurotiales; Aspergillaceae
Source: the annotation of a GenBank genome assembly